ACUAUGAGAAUAUUGAAUUAUGAUUCCCACACAAAUUGUAGAUUAAGGCCUAAUUGAUGGAUGACUUAAUUAUUUCCCUUAAUCCAUCUCUGAAUCCUCCCUUGACUCUAAACUCAAGCCAAAUUGUUGGAGAAGUGAAAAGGUGUUAAAGUUAGCAGGACCAUUAAUAUUUGUUAAUCUUUUGAUUUAUGGAUUACAAGUUAUAUCUAUAAUGUUUGUUGGACAUCUUGGUGAAUUGCCGCUCUCUGCUGCCUCUGUUGCCACUUCUUUUGUCACUGCCACUGGUUUCAAUGUUAUGUCAGGAAUGGCAUGUGCAUUGGAUACCUUAUGUGGACAGUCAUAUGGAGCAAAGCAGUAUCACAUGUUAGGCAUACUUAUGCAAAGAGCAAUAUUCAUUUUGAUGAUUGUUUGCAUUCCAAUAUCAAUUAUUUGGGCAAACACAAAUUCUAUUUUCAUUUCAUUUCACCAAGAUCCUGAAAUAUCUGCAGAAGCUGGAAAGUAUGCAAUGUUAAUGAUUCCAAGCCUAUUUGCUUAUGGUCUUCAACAGUCCCUUAAUAGAUUUCUACAGACUCAAAAUAUUGUAUUUCCAUUGAUGGUGAUUGCUAGUAUAAUAACUUCACUACAUGUUCUUUUUUGUUGGAUUAUGGUUAACAAGACUGGACUUGGAAGCAGUGGUGCUGCUGUUGCAAAUUCUAUGUCUUAUUGGCUCAAUGUUAUUAUGCUUAUACUUUAUAUCAAGUUUUCUUCUUCUUGUAACAAAACAUGGACUGGAUUUUCCAAAGAGGCAUUGCACAAUAUUCCUAUGUUCCUUAGGCUUGCAAUUCCUUCAGCUGUUAUGGUUUGCUUGGAAAUGUGGUCAUUUGAGUCUGCAGUUAUCAUUUCAGGUCUUCUUCCUAAUCCAAAGUUGCAAACAUCAGUGCUAUCCAUCUGUUUGAGUUCAGCAUCAAUUGUUUGGAUGAUCCCCUUUGGACUCAGUGGAGCAGUAAGCAUUCGCGUUGCGAAUGAACUUGGAGCUGGUCAACCAAUGGUUGCACGUAUGGCCGUAUGCAUCGUUGUUGUGAUCGGAAUUAUUGUGAGCAUGGUAGUUGGAACGGUUAUGACGGUUUUACGCAAUAUAUGGGGCUAUGCUUAUACCAGUGAAAUUGAAGUGGUUAAACAGAUUGCAAAAAUGAUGCCAAUUCUUGUUGUAUCCAACUUUUUAGAUGGACCACAAUGUGUUCUUUCAGGUACUGCUAGAGGAUGUGGUUGGCAGAAAAUUGGUGCUUAUGUCAAUUUGGUGUCAUACUAUUUGGUUGGGAUUCCAGCUGGCAUUGUAAUGACUUUUGUAUUUCAUAUUGGUGUCAAGGGACUCUGGUUGGGAAUGAUAUGUGCACUCACAGUUCAAGUGUUUUCUUUAAUUAUCAUUAUAAUACGCACUAAUUGGGAGAAAGAGGCACAAAAGGCUACAGAUAGAGUCUAUAAUUCAGUAACACCAGAAGAAUGAAAAUUUGACACUUAUUAUCAUUUUAUCUAUCUAUAUUUAUCUUCAAUAUUAAUGUGUAUUCUAAAUUUGAAUAGAUCAUAUGCAAAUAUUGUGUUUAUGUGAUGCUUUUUGUAAAACUUAGCUUUCUCUCUUAUUUUAUUUGUUAUUAAUAACUCAUUAAUAGAUUUAGACCUGUA
Molecule: messenger RNA, 1659 nt
Organism: Cicer arietinum (chickpea)
Lineage: Eukaryota; Viridiplantae; Streptophyta; Magnoliopsida; Fabales; Fabaceae
Product: protein DETOXIFICATION 16-like
Biological process (GO): xenobiotic detoxification by transmembrane export across the plasma membrane
Cellular component (GO): membrane
Molecular function (GO): antiporter activity; xenobiotic transmembrane transporter activity
Source: RefSeq, a predicted model, not a curated record